CGUGAAGAUAGUGGAGUUUUUAUUUUUAUUUUUCCACGCAUGGUUCAGGAGUGAGCGUUUAGUGCGGGGUUCCUGUUCCGGAGCGGCUCGCUGUGAAGCUGAAGAUUGAGGAGCAGGACUCCUGGCUGCAGGGGCUGUGAUGGAGCAUGAAGCGCUCUGAGUGAGUAGAUUCAGAGCUCUGGGCCACAUCUGUCUGAUUUGAUAGAGCAAUGAAAAGUGAAGAGGGAGACUGAGAAGAGGAAACUGGCUGCACUGGGAUCUGAGUCAAUGAGCUGUUGGACAACACGAGAAGAACAGAGGAUUAAUUAAAAUGGGGUGGCCAGACCUCACACCUGCCAACCGUAUGUCUGAGGGGCUGUCACUCUGCCCACAGCCAUGCCAGACGUGAAGCUCACCUCACCAUGUGACUACCCCUCCACAUCCUCUGUUGUUCUGUCCGCCAGCUCUCCUGCUGGCUGCAGUUCCCCCCUGCACAUCAGGAUCGACAUGGAGCCCUGCAUCGCCAACCUCCCUCUGUCCCCGGACCCCUUGAACUCUCUCCCCCGUCACAGACCCUUUCUUGGACCAUCAUACCCACUUAUUGCCAGGUGCAACAGCAGUACUUUACUCACCAACUUUGGUUUAAGGUGUUGUUCUGGCCAGCAGGGCACUCAGGGGGUGGAGCCAGGGCAGGGGAUGGCCCAGAGCUCCUGCAUGGACACUGGAAGCAAUGGUAGCAGGCCUUACAGGAGUAUGGAGAACCUAAACUGGAACACAAUAGCAGAUUCUGGUCUGUGUGCACUCAGUGCUACACCAUGCAGGAGCUUAGACAGCGAGUUUAUUUUACGGUACACCACUUCUAGCAACUGGUAUGAUGGACCUUCAGAUGGAUCUUUACUAGGUGCCCACGGGCUGAUACCAAACCCAGAGAGUUUGGCGUUUUUUCCUCGACAUGGGCUACCCAGAAUGGAUCUGCCACUCUUCCCUCAGCUGCUUAUUCCAGGCGGUGUGGAUGACUGGGACACAAGAAAGGAACUAAGGGACAAACUCCGUCUGCAGAGCGCAAGAUCUUCUGCUGAGCCUUUAAGGCCCCUCCCACUGCGGCCCCAGUUGAGCCCAAGUACCUCCGCCAUUGAGCGUGGAGGUUUGCAACAGGGGACCUCAACAGGUGGUUGCUCUAGGCCGACAUUUACAAUGCGCACAUCUCCAGAGGAGAUCAAGCAGGAGGUUUUGAGGCGCUUGCAGCUCAGGCGGCAGAAUAGCAGCCCCAACUUGACCGUCCAAAGUUCUCCACCUGUCCCAAAAGUGGUCCCCACAUCCUACACAACAGAAAACAUUAAAAGGAAUCCGAGUGGGAAAGGUGCUGCCUUUGAGCGCUGUAGACCUCCUGUGGGACGUCUGUACAUCCCAACAUUUGAGGAGUUUAAGAUGAUGAGGCAGAGGGAGGGAAAACAGAGCGAGGGGCCUGCAGCGGAUGGUGUUAAACAUAAUGGACAACUCUCCAAUGGAACUGAGCCUCUAAAAGGACCUAGUGGAACUCAGGAGUGUGAUUCUGAAGAGGUUAAGAGGGAGCAAGAUGCAGCGAGAACUGAUGAAGACCUUCAAACCUUCACCUGCACAGACAAACCUGCUUUAAUCAUAGUGAACAGCAAUGGCAACGUAGCCUCCUCUUCAUCCUGCAGUUCUUGCAGGAACUCCCCCAUCCGUACAGGCCCGUCUCCACGUGCACCCCUGCAGCCUCAGGCCUGCACAGCCCAGGACAAAGCCGUUGUUGUAGGAGGAGAUGAUGGGAGCACCAGGCGCAGGAGGAGUAGUCUGGAAACAGUUGGGUCGGUUCCUUUGACUGCUAGCAGAGAGAACUGGGAUCGUCCCUCCAGCUGCUGCCCGGCGCUACUUCUGGAGGGGACGGACCUGUCGAAGUAUGGAGCCAAAAUAUACAAGAUGAAAGACGGGCUCAUCGGAUCUGCUCUGGACCUCAUCAAGAAAAGCUGCAGUGCAGAGAUCUCUGCCAAAGCCCCUGUCAAGCCGUCAGGUGACCGGGACGGAGGCUGUGACAUCACCGCCCCCUCGACCGACUGUCAGCCCCUCGCCGUUGCCAUGGCAACGCCGACAACGGCCUGCGGAGCCGAAGCCGCUGACGAGGAGCCUGCAGGAGAAGCAGCCGGGGAAGGGGAAGAGACGAGAGGAUGCCCGCACACAGGCCUGGGUUGCAGGCGCUCCAGCUCGGACGCAGCCUACGAGCCGGCUGAGACGGUGAGGGCACAGCGCGAGUGUCGCCUCCGGCCCCACUACAGUGAUCCCAUGCCAGCGGACGCCUCCAAACGCAAACAGCUGGAAAUGAAGAUUGCUGCGGCUGCCCGGCUCCAUGGUCAUCGGCGGGACAGGGACAGGGACAGAGACAGAGCCAGUGCACCAGCAGCGAUCCGCGGUCACUCUGAACCACCUGGCGAAGAGCGGCAGGCAGUUCUUGACGUGACUCGCUGCGGGCAGCACCGCUGGAGUACCAUCAGCAGUCUGAGCUCAGACAGCGGCGUGGUGGGCCUCAGCGAUGAGCGGGAGGAGGAGGACCGCGAGCCACGGCAUCACCGCAGAACCAGGGGAGCUGAGGUGGAGCGAGUGGACAGCGGCAUUGGCCCAGGCCUGUCACGCACGUGGAAGAGGCCAUCCGCCUCUCUCAGGGCGUGGGAAUCCCAGAGGCCGUGCCCUGAUUGCGGACAGAGGGAUGGGGUCUCCAAGGAUCGGGGGGAGAGAAUGUGUGAGCGCUGCUCCAAGAUCCGGACCGAGCGUAAGGAAGCCAUCCUGGAGUUCUUAAACACUGAGUCGAGCUAUGGCGAGGACCUGCGGAUCAUCAAGGAGGAGUUCUACUGCCCAAUGCAGAGUGCCGGGCUGUUGACAGCCGAGCAGCUUACUGUGGUGUUUAGUAACGUUCAGGAGCUUAUAGACGUCAACGACCGUUUCACUGAACACCUGCAGGACAGCAUUGAUCAGGCAUUUGACCAGGGCGAUGAUGACCUGCUGACCGUAUACAUCGGGGAAAUCUUUCUUGAGUUUGUCAACAUGCUGCCAGCCUUCCAGACCUACUGUCUGCAGCAGUCCACCUCGGUCAACAUGCUCAACACUCUGGAGAAGGAGAAGGAGCUCCUCAGAAUAUUCCUGGAUGUUUCCCAGAAUGACAACACCGCACUGCGUCGUAUGAACCUGCGCUCCUUCCUCAUGGCGCCGCUCCAGCGCGUCACUAAGUACCCACUCUUGUUGAGUCGCAUCAUUAAGGUCACUCCCGAAUGUCACCCGGACUACACACGCCUCCGGGAGGCCAAGAGUCGAGUGGAGUCCCAUCUGGAGCACAUCAACAUGAAGACUAAGCAGGAGGGUAACGGUGUCACCUGGUCUCUACGCUCGUUCCGCCGCGAUAGCCGCAAGAAUCGGGAGGUCAUUAACAUUGAGAUGCGAGAGGUGUCGAUGAAGACGGUUGGCUGGGCAAGAGAAAACACCCGGUUUGUCAUGGAGGGACCUCUCCAGCUGUCCCAGCCGGCAGAUGGUCAAUGGCUAAAAAAGGGCAGCAAGGCCCUCAAGUUCCAAAACGUGCAGAGUUUGCUGAUGGUGAGGACACAGCGGGGUGGAGACUCCCCUGGGCGGGCAACUGAUGUCGGACGACAGGUGGAAGGCAUGGCAGAGAGCGUUCGAGACGGAGUGCUGGUUUUAAUCAAGGACAAGAGCAGCGGCAAGUUCGCAGUGCUGAGAGAGCCAAUCCGUCUCGGAAACUGCGUUGUGUCAUCAGAUCCGGACUGCGAGGACACCUUCGAGGUGCUCGACAUCAGGCGGGAGUCAUUUGUUUUCCGUGCCACGGACAAAUCCCACACCCAGCAGUGGUUCCACCAGAUCAAGAGAUACGCACGUGACUUGGGUACCUGGAGGAAAAGGCGAAACGCGUUGCCCAACAUCAUGAUCAACGCCAACCAGACGCGUUCCUGAGGCUAGCCUCCGCUGCAUCCGUGUUCCACUGUAAAUAACCCAAAAUCUUUGAGGCUCCUAAAAAAAACAAAAAAAAAUCAGCUGACGGCAUUUUCUGAGUAACACCACUGUUCUGUUAAUUUCCGUAAACAAUCACACAAUCUGUCUCACACUGUUGUGAGUAAACUAAGCACUUUUUUUCCUAUGAAGCAGUAAGUGCGCCAUGAAACUGAGUGAGGAUUUAACUUUGAAGCUGUUACAGAAAGAAAAAAGUAGAAAAAAUCCCAGGUUUUUGAACAACCAAAAAAAAGAUAUCCUUGGGCUGCUCUUGCCAGCCUUGAUUGUAAAGACUGUUGAGUAGCUAAAGGUGUGCUUGAUGAAAGCAUGACUGAACAUGACCGGCUGCUAAAAGAAAACAGCAAUGUCAUUUUUAUAU
Messenger RNA from Cyprinodon variegatus (sheepshead minnow), 4366 nucleotides. RefSeq lists its product as uncharacterized. Gene Ontology annotation, biological process: positive regulation of Rho protein signal transduction. Lineage: Eukaryota; Metazoa; Chordata; Actinopteri; Cyprinodontiformes; Cyprinodontidae. The transcript is spliced from 8 exons. Gene Ontology annotation, molecular function: guanyl-nucleotide exchange factor activity. Bases 376 to 3951 code for a protein of 1191 amino acids. The record is from RefSeq and is a predicted model, not a curated record.